This is a messenger RNA of Bursaphelenchus okinawaensis, 5840 nucleotides long. Lineage: Eukaryota; Metazoa; Nematoda; Chromadorea; Rhabditida; Aphelenchoididae. The record is from the annotation of a GenBank genome assembly.
AUGCCUUUGUCUGGCUCGCUAGACGCUGCACGUGGUGGCCGAGCCAGCAACCUCCUCAGUCCAGUUCACCGGCAGCGACUCUACCAGGCCAAGGCCGACUCUCUACCUCAUCCGAUUCAUGCCACUCGCAUCGACGUUGUAAGUAAAGGUUUGGUAGAAAAACAAAUUUAAUUUUUGUGGUGCUUUUUUCAAACUUUUUCUUUAUUUUUUUGAAAUUUUACAUUUUUCUGUGUAAUAUAAAGGUCAUAAAGAAUAGUACUUUGGAAAGGAUGUAUGAUUUGUUUAACUUUGUAUGACGAUAUUACUAACGAAUUCCAACUUACAGCUAGCCGACCAGUACACCUGUCGACCGGUGACAAUCGGAAUAACUGACGAUGAGUUCAUUUUCUACUCAAAAACAUUGGUCAAGGUAAGAUCGCUUCUUUAUAAUAUACACAGGCUCAUAUAAACCAUCGUUUCUCAUCACAAGUUGGUAAAAUUGUCAUAUGGCUACUGCGUUGCCUAGCUACUUUUAAAGUCACUUUUGGUUUAAAGUUACAUUUCUUUUUCAGAAUCCAACAACAGAAGCCGUGUUCGUCGAUGAAAUCGUCGACGUACACACCGGCCAUCUGGUCGAGGCUUCCAAGGCCAAGAGCGAUGCCCAAGUCCAGUCCAUGUUGAAUACCUCAGUGAUCCCCAUGAAUCCGGAGGAACGAUCUACGGCUCCAGAACGGAUCGUGACUGUCAUGUUCGGCGACUUCAUCCACCCUCAGCCCUUCGUAUUCAUGGCGACUACGGUGGCAGAAGCCAGUCAAUGGUGCAGUAUCCUACGUAAAUUGUCUUUGAAGUUCUACCAACAACCUCAGGAUGUGUUCUACUAUUGGAAGAGAAUGUUUGCGAAGGUCAGGUGCAUCAUGAAGCCAGAUCAGAUCGUCACCACCGAUUUGUGAGUUUAAAUUUUGUUGAUUUUCGAAGUUUUUUAAACUUUAAGAUCUUGAAAUUUUAAUUUUAAUUUGGUAACAACUUCAUAAUUCAAUUUUUCAGAAUUGUGGACACAGUAAUGCCAUGGCUAUCUAAACAACGAGAAGAUCGCCGCCUACUAGAAAAACAGCUUCAGCGACAUCUGCCAGUCCUCAAAGACAAGAAACGCAACACCUCCAACCUCCUGAAAGAUCCAGAAUUCCUCUUAAAGUUGUACAAGGUAAUUACUGGUCGAAAGGAGGUCGAUGACAUUUUUGGCAAAUCCUUCUCCCAUUCCAACGCUACUGUAGCCGAGUUCAGAACCUAUUUGAACGAAGAGCAUCGCGACAAACGGCUCAACGAAAUUCUAUUCCCUCCAGUAUCGGAAGAGUACGCGGCGCGCACGAUACGCAAGAAUCGGGUUGGAUCAGGUAUGUUGUUGUUGCUUUACAUUAUCUUAAAGAUGUAAAAAACGAAGUUUGUAGUAAAAGUUGAUAUAUUUUAUCCAAAGUUACCACAAGUUGUCUUUGCCAAGCCUUUUGCUACAGAAUUCCCAAGAGAAAAGUAAGAGACAGAGGUUAUAUGAUAUGACAAACAUAUCAUACAAAGUUUAAAGAAUAACAACAAUAUGAUACUGUUUAGACGAUGGCCUCACCAGCGACACAUACCUCCGCUUCCUGAUGUCAGAAUACAACGUUCCGGUGAGAACGGACGCUUUCGAUCUGAACGAGGACGACAUGAACAAACCCUUAUCUCAUUACUUUAUUAACUCAUCUCACAAUACCUACUUAAAAGGUAACAUUGGCUACAGAAACACAAUUUUAGAAGGUUAAAGCAAACUUUGUGUAACUUACAAAUAAUUUACAUUACAAUAUGUUUACUAAAACACUUUGACCACUAUGAUACCUCCUAAAAUCUCAAAGGUAGACCUAAAUCUCUUACAUUGUAGGCCGCCAAAUGAAGAGUAGGUCUUCGGUAGCAAUGUACCGUUACGCCCUGCUAGCCGGCUGCCGCUCCAUUGAACUGGACUGUUGGGACGGCCCCAACAAUGAGCCCAUUAUCACUCACGGCCCCACUCACAUCUGCUUCUGUACCACUAUACCAUUCAAGGAGGUGAUUGCUGCCAUUGCUGACACAGCUUUCAUUACCUCAGAAUACCCAGUGAUUCUGUCAUUCGAGAAUCACUGUAACCAGAAACAGCAGAUCAAGAUGGCCAAGUACUGUAAAGACAUACUGGGCAAUCUACUCCUGACUGAGACGUUGGACGACUAUCCGGUAAGAUAACCUUUUCAUGUUGUCUUCCUUUAACUUCAUUUUUGAGCUAUUAUACCGGUACUUUCAUAAAUUAAAAGCAUGCAAACGCAUAACUAAAAAAAUUUCCCGCUUACUCAACAAAUACAAUAGCUAACAGUCAUCAUAUUCAACGUCGCAUAGUGAAUAUAGCAUGAAUCACCAUGCAUAUUAUUGUUAUUUCAGUCUAUCUGCUCAAUCUCCAAGAAAUAUUUUAUUGUUCGCAAAGCAGAAUACCACAGUAACGUUUGCGUUUCAGAUCAAAGCCGGCGUUAAUUUACCCUCGCCCAACGUCUUAAAGCGUAAAAUUUUAAUAAAAAACAAGAUAGAGAAGAUCAGCAAUGACAAGCGAAUCAUGGACAAACAGACCUCGAUCGACUCGGGCGGAACAGAAGACGACACGAUCGAGCGGUCGGUUACACGCAUCUUCAUCGGAGAAACCGACGACGAGGAUCAGAUCGACCGAACCGCUCGGCUCAACGGAAUCACCGAAAACGUAAGCCAAAAUAUAGCGGUAUAAGAGGAAAAAUAUGGUCGUAUAUCAGAAUUAAAAAAACACAUAUCUAAAGCUGGAACAAGGAAAGAAAGCAUAAUAAUUGAACUUAUCACAAUAUGAUAUACAGCAAUAAGUUAAGACAACUGUCAUAACAAGUAAAAAAUAAAAUUCCAGAAUCAACCGUUAGUCACCGAGUUGUCAGAGCUGGUCACUUAUAUGCGAGCCAUGGGAAAAUUUACAUCUUUCGGCGAUUGUGAUUGUAAGUUCUCUUUUUCAAGCAAUUUUUAGCAUCAUGACCUAAGCAUGGUUCUAACAUCAACUUUAAUAUAAAAAACAGAAAGGCUAAUAACCUUAACAUUCAGCUCGCCAAAUCAGCUCGGAGAUGUACAGUAUGAACGAAACCAAAGCCAUCGACCUCCUAAAACAACAUGCCGAGCAGUUUGUGAACCACAACAAACGUCAGAUCACUCGAGUUUACCCUAAGGGCUCGAGAGUAGACUCCUCCAACUAUAUGCCUUUGAUCUUCUGGAAUUGUGGAUGUCAGAUGGCAGCGAUCAACCUACAGACCCCAGACCUUCCCAACCAGAUGAACAGUUCCUUCUUUGAUCUGAACGGGAAGAAAGGCUACAUUCUGAAGCCAGCGUGCAUGAGGAAGCCCAAUGCCAAGUUCGAUCCGUUCGAGUUGGAUCGGGUGGAGAAUGUCGUGCCCAAUUCGCUAACUAUCACUGUAAGUUAAAUUAAAAAAGUUUUUCCUUACCUUUUGAAUGAUGUAGAACAUCGAACGUUCAAAGAGAAGCAUAUGUAAAAGCUGUCGUCUAGUGAUAACAGACAAGAAAAAACUAUUAUAAAACCAUAAAAUCAUAAUAACAAUCUUACAGGUGAUAUCAGGUCAGUUAUUCUCAAUAUUAUGCGAGAAACGACCGUCCGUCUACGUAGAAGUCGAUCUAUACGGGUUACCGGGUGAUUCCCACAAAAAGAUGUUCAAGACACGAUCGACAGCUUCGGACGGUCUCAACACCAUCUUCAACGACGGUCAACAGAACUGCACCUUCAGUCUGGAGAAGAUCAUCCUCCCAGGCGUGGCGUUUGUCAGAUUCGGAGUUUAUGAAGACAACGGUCGACUGGUCGGUCAGAACUUCCUACCAGUAUCCUUCAUCCAGCCUGGCUACAAACACAUUCCACUCAAGAACAGCUUCAGCCGGAUUCUGGGCCCAGUUUCAUUGUUUGUUCACAUUGAUGUACAAGAUUAUGUCAGUGAUGCACACAGAGACCUGGUCAAUGCUCUACAGAAUCCAAUCGAAGCUAUGUCCAAAGUUAAAGGUCAGCCAAUGUUUUAAAAGCUAACAUAUUAUCCUUGGAGACUAAUCUUAUUUUUAAUCUUACGCGAGUAAAACCAAAAAUAAGUUUUAGAAGCUUACUUUUAAUUAGCGAUAAGAAGAGCUGCUUUCUGCAGUUUUACACCAAUGCUGUGCGAGUAUUACCUAAAAUAAACAAAACUGAACUUACCUUAAUUUCAGCGAUGGAAACAGCUCUUGAGAAUCCGACAAACUUCAUUUCACGUGAAGAACAACAUCAGCGACUGCUUGAGGUGCUCGAGAGUGCUGGCGAAGGGAAGAACAACUCUUUGGAUCAACAGAGUGUUCGUGGAUCAGUAGAUGAUCUCUCUAAGGAGCCAAACAGCCACAAGAAUUCACUGGUCGAGACUCAAGCCAGCUUCGACAGGGUAAGGGUCCGGAAACAUGUUUUCUCCACAGAUUUUAGCUAAUUCUUUUGAAUUCUUCCAAUUUACAGAAGAAAAGUUGUGGGCGCAUGUUGGAAAUUGGGUUUUUUUCGUAUAAGUUGUCACUUGAUAGAUAAAUAUUGAUAAAAUUAGAAACUUAUAUAAGGGCUGGGCUAAAAUACAGAAAAAAUAUGUUGCUUUAUGUCUAUAUUUGAAGUAAAACACGUAUAUCUUUAUAAAAUUUAACAGAAUAUUCCAAAAUCUUGAUUUUAUGUUGUUUUAGGGCAGUGUUGGUGGCAAAGAAUCUCCGCAUACCGCGCUUUCCAGCUUCAAUGACAAACGAAUUCAGACGGAACGAAAGUAUACGGUGUUGUCGGAGUUCGUAGCCAGUAGAAACUCGUUCUACGUGGAGAAGAUGGACGUGGGGUUACCUAAAAUGAGCGAUCUUGAGGACAGCCAAAAGAUCCAGAAGAUUAUCAGGAACCACAAUAAGAAGUACCCGGGUCUCUGGGCCGCGUACGAAUCUCAAACACAGUAUUCUGGGCCGUUGAGCGACAAACAAGCGGCUCAGGUCUUGAACAAACUCAUCAAGGAGGUCAGUUUGUAGUGUUUUCAUACCUAAAAUGUUAUUUUCGCUCUUUAAAGGUCUUAUACCGCAUUUUUGUACUAAAACGAUGUAUAUUAUGUAUAAUAUGCUUUCAAAGGUAACGUUUGUUGUUUUAGAAGAACGAAGGCCUUCUGAGUCUAAUAGAGUCGCACCGUAAGCGAAUGGUGAAGCGGAUCGAAAUGGCGUUUCAAAGCGAAACCAAACAGCUUCAGAAGAUCAACGCCAAGUCCAGACUGGAGGAGUUGAGUGGAAUCAACAAGAAAAGUAAUCCCAUCGAGUACAAACGUCUCUCCGACAAGUACGUUCGUCGUGGUGUUGAGGAGAACAGGAAGCUGUUGGUCAUCAAGAACAAAAAGAUCGACGAACUCAACGAACAUGUUCACGUCCAGAAGCUGGAGUUGGCACAGAUAACAGAAGAAGUAGGUUUUUUAUAGUUAUGCAUGGUUAGGGGGAACUAUGUUUCAAGGCUUGAUCUUUCAUACAGAACAAUAUUACUCAUACUCAAGCCACCGUAGCAUCAAUUCAUAUAAAGGUAUUACAAUUUCGCUCUAGAUACCAUAUUAUCGCUUCCUCUAAAGAUAUCGCAGUGCACACUCACUUAAAGUAGCAAUAAUCCUUAUCCAACAUACCAUAAUAUUAUUCACACUCAAGAUACCAUGAUAUUACCCCACCCAAACCCUUUACUACAACAUCCCCCCACCACAACCCACCCCGUUUCCUAGACAAUAUUACAGUAACUUUGAUGAUUUCAGUCACUUAACAAAGCGGGCAAGAUAUUUAACUCUUAA